UAGACCUGCAGGUCUGUAGAAACGUGAGAGCAGCAGCAGAGGACCCUUAAAGAAACACAUAGAGAAAUAUCACUCUAACAGACACACACACUCAUAAAGACAGAGAAAAGGGGAAAGGACCUGAAGCUGAGCAGACAGACUUGUUCAAAUCUCCUACAUAUUCUCAGGCGGCAGCAGCAUGUUUUGGUGGAGAAUCCCUGAGGCGGCGUUUCUGCUCUCUGCGUGCGCGUGUAUCACCCUUGCCUACGAGGAUGACAUCGACGUCAACUACGCUGACAACUACUAUAAUGAAAUCACAGAUAGAGAACCACCGGCACCCACACCGAGUACAGCUCCCUGCAAUUCUCCAGACCUGACAAAAUGGGACAAACUCUUCUCCAUGUUGGAGAACAGCCAGAUGAGGGAGAACAUGCUGCUUCAGCAUGCCGAUGAACUCGUCAGGGUUGAGUUGGGGUCAUUGCGUCAGGACUUGCUAAGGUUUAUAGCAGAGUAUGGAAGGUCCUGUGGGGCUGCCAUGGACACAGCGGGAAGACGGAUAUAUUUGCAGCUGGAGGGCAGUCUACAAGAGACUCUGGAGCGCUUCAAGCUUGGUGAUCUGACCUCUGCUGCUGGGAACUCUGUCAGGAAUGCCAAACACCUGGAGGCCCAGAUCCAGCAACUUCUCUCUGCGGCACAUAUCCAAACAACCAGGCUUGCCAAGCUGGAGAGCAGCUGCCUCAGCGGCAGCAGCGAGGGAGCUGGCUUGGGGUUGAAUGGCAAAAAAGGAUUCCCGCUCCAAGAAGUGACGCCAGGAGCGGCUGCUUUAGACACGGUGCUAGCUGAGCUGCAAGCGGUGAAGGACAAGCUGGACGAAGAGCUGAACUUAUCAAGGCAAAGACACCUGCCUGCAGGAUGCGAGAUGGCCCUCCUGUUCCCUAUGCGCUCCCGUCGGAUUUACACUGCAAUCUUUCCAGAUGUCCAUCCGUCCCCGUCCACCUUUACUAUCUGCAUGUGGGUGAAGCCGACUUCGGUCUUCAACAAAACUGUCCUGUUCUCCUUCGCACACCGUCGAAACCCCUUUCAGAUCCAGCUGCAGCUCGCCCAGACCUCCGCCCUGUUCACCGUCGGAGAGGAAGCUAAUCAGGUGGAGGCAAGGAGCGUGGUAAGCCAGGGACAGUGGACCCACUUGUGUGGCGCCUGGUCCUCCGAGCAAGGCCUGGCGACCCUGUGGGUGGAUGGGAAGAAGGCGGCGUCUACCACCGGUAUGGCCAAGGGACGCACCUUACCCAAGGGAGGCUCCCUGCAGCUGGGGCAGGAAACAAACGGCUGCUGCCCUUUGUCUUCAACCGGAGGGAGCGUUGUAGUUGGGUUUGAGGGAGGUUUUGAUCCAAAGCUUGCAUUUGCUGGAAAGAUGACGGGGGUGAACAUGUGGGACUCUAUGCUGUCAGAGGAGGAAAUUUCCCAGCUAGCAGUUCAGCCAGGCCAGGGCUGCCAGCACAGAGGGAGCACAGUGGCCUGGGGGGUGACAGAGAUGGUGCCACAUGGAGGAGCUCAGUUUAUCUAUUGAUCUACCUUUUUAAUGCUCAUAAUCAUUCCUAGCAUAAAUAUCCUACAGGUUAAUAAAGGUCGGGCUGAAACUGAGGACACAAAAGUGUUUCAUCACCUUCAGUGUUCAUUAAUAUCUCCAUAUAACACAGGCUGGCAUUUUCUUCACCAUCUUUACUGAUAUUAUCGUGAAUCUUAGAAGAAAUAAAAACACACCAAUGCUGUGAGAGACUAAACUUUGUGCUUUUAACAUAUCAUUUCAAACGGAUUCAGUUCAUUCAGUUUAGCAAACCUGACGGGUUGCCAGAAACGUGCUGCAAGCAGCAUUUGCCAAAUACUUAAUUGGAGUGCAAGAAAGACAAAGAGCUGCUGACUCAGUGUGCUGACUCAGCGAACAGAACAAUGGCCAAACAGCCGAGCAGAAACAAGAGGUCAUGCACAUCAACAAGAGAUUAUCCUGUAAUUGCAGGCUAAUGACAUUUUUCCCUUUUUUACUUCUGAGGAUUUCACAGAAACGGCAAGUGCAGUUAACCUGAGAAGUAAAACAAGUUGUGUUUCCUUGUGUGUUUGAACAGGAGCCACAAGCACAGGGGAAAAUGUUGCUCUAUUUUCCCCGGAGUCUUACCAGUCAAGGCCACUUAAUAUGUUUUAAUUCAUUAAAUUCAAUCACAUCUUUUUAGAAUACCACAGUAAUAAAACACUCUCUUGAUUAAAAGCUGCUGUACUUGCCUUCCUUUUAGAUGUGAACAACUAGAAUGUAGAAGUAAUUAUUAUUUUGUUAUGACAUUAUGAAUCUGUAAAAAAAAAUAAAAAAUUUAUAGCACAAAUAUAUUUUUAUGAUAAAAAUACUAUGCUCAUUUAAGUGUUUACAUUGAUGUGUCAUGAAUAAUUGUUUGUGCUUUUUCUUAUUUGUGCUCUAUGAUUAAAGGAUUUUUUUCUUUUGUCUUUUUGGAACGAAUAAAGUAAAAAUGUUAUUUUGAAUAUGUUUGCGGACAGUGGGGACGAUGUUUACACGGUCUAAUCUUGCAUGUUUAAGCUUGCAUACUAUGUUGCUUGUAUUAUACUGUAAAUUGUUUGGUUCAAGUGAACAAAUAAAAACAGAAUGUAUUUUGUAAAUAAAUAUUUUUGCAUAACAUUAAUGAAUAAAUGGAAAGCAGCGUAUGAAUAAACAUUUAAAGUUAAAGUAUAGUUUUUACUGGAUAAAAGCUUUUGUGGUCAUUCAUUAAAAGAAGAAUAAAACAUUAAAAGUCA
This is a messenger RNA of Fundulus heteroclitus (mummichog), 2775 nucleotides long. It is a transcript of the gene ptx3a, whose product is annotated as pentraxin 3, long a. The record is from RefSeq and is a predicted model, not a curated record. The coding region runs from base 179 to 1546 and encodes 455 amino acids. Gene Ontology annotation, biological process: innate immune response. Gene Ontology annotation, molecular function: complement component C1q complex binding. The transcript is spliced from 4 exons. Lineage: Eukaryota; Metazoa; Chordata; Actinopteri; Cyprinodontiformes; Fundulidae.